Messenger RNA from Cucumis melo (muskmelon), 1877 nucleotides. RefSeq lists its product as uncharacterized. NCBI's taxonomy places the organism in Eukaryota, Viridiplantae, Streptophyta, Magnoliopsida, Cucurbitales, Cucurbitaceae. The coding region runs from base 354 to 1472 and encodes 372 amino acids. Gene Ontology annotation, biological process: Golgi to plasma membrane transport. The record is from RefSeq and is a predicted model, not a curated record. The transcript is spliced from 11 exons.
AUAUAAGUGGCGGCCCAGCGCGAAGAGAUGGAGUUCCGACCCAUAGUUCUUCCCGCCACACCGUGUUCGGAGGACCACACGGCGGAGAUUACCUGGAAUAAGAAGCAGCUCCUGUUCCAAGCGAUUCAUAGAUAAUUGACAAUUUUAUUGCCUGAAUUGGAGUUCCAUUUCGGGUUGGUGUCGAUCUUUGCCAUUUUAUCAGUUUCACCAGUGCUCGGGAAUCCAUGGUUUCUUCAUUAGAGUAGUAGAGUAGCCUGCCGGCACCCCUGCUGCAUCAAGCCAUAUCAGUGUUGUCAGCAGAAUUUGUAUUUUCCUUCGUCCAGUUUUUAUCAUCUGUAUCAGUGUUCUGUGUAAUGUCUGAGGCGAGCAAGAGUCAGGGUACUUGCACUGAACGCUUGAUUGAGGAAAACAAAUGUUUACAACCUCUUCAGGUGGAUCCCGACAAUGGAGUUUCAAUGGUUUUAAAGGAAGACAUGGACGAACUUGACCAGAAGAAAGUUGCAAUGGUGAAAGAUUUGCAACUCUUACGAGAUAGAGUCGAUAAGGUGGACGCUAAUGUGGUGCAAAAUUUGAUGUCAUGCUUAAAAACUUUGGAGGAUCUUGGAAAACAGGAAUCUGAAUUCCUGUCCACUUCUAAUUCGAAGCGUAGUGAAUUGCAAGAUGAGAUUAUUGAGCUGGGGGGAAGAUUGACAGGAGACCAUGAAUGCUCAAAUUUCUUUGAUAGCUUAGAUGAUUUGAUUAGUGCAUCUGAGGAGGAAUUGGAUUCAGUAAAGAAGGCACUCAUGUCGUCCGUGAGGGAAACAUUAGCAUUAAAGAGGCUUCUUGAUGACGUGCCAACCCAAACUGAACUCAUCCAGUACGAGCGCCGAUUUUCAGAGCUAUACAUUAACAUCCAGGAUAAACUUAGGCAAACACGCAGAUACUAUGCAACCUACAAUGCACUCUUGGAGAUAAAGGAUUUGAUGUUAAAGGAGACGUCCUUAUUGAAUUCCAUAAGUUCACAGUUUCAAGAUGCCAUAGCCAGCUCUGCGAGCAAAAUGAAACUUAUUGAUUCCAUGGUGGGAAUUCUGAAAGGCAUUCAACAGAAACUAGAUAAGGUGAAUCUCUCUCAUCAAGAAGAGCAGCAGGUCUGCAAUGCUUUGAAAGAGAAGUAUGCUGCAGCAGCUGUCGAGCAAAGACGUUGCUAUACACUCUUAAAAGCUUUCCAGGUGAGCACUGAUAGUGUUGUGAUUGUGAUUGAUAUUAUACUUUCUCUGCAUAGUUUUUUAAGCCAACUUGAUCAAAAACAUACGCCCCCACUGGAGGUGUGGGUUUCAAGUCGCCCACUACUUCAAGAUGUUGUGUUGAAGGUGGUUCCAUUUGACAAAAUUUGGAGGAAUGUGCAAAGAACGAGAAGCUUCGAACCCAAAAUUUCGUGUGAAAUUUUUUUAACAAUUCCCAAUGCGUGUAUUAGCCUUCAUUCAAUUUGGUAAUUGCUAGAGGGAGCUUUUUGUGCUGAGGAGGAAGAAAGAAAGAGUUCGUUGGUUGAUUAACUUCAAAUGUGCUGCCCUGUUCCGACUUCAAAACCAGCCGGUAUGUGAAAUUAGUCCUCCUUUUUAAUGACUUCUGAUCCAUAAUUGUCUAACCUUUCAAGAGAUAAAGCAUUUGUGUGUAUAUUCCCACGCUCUCCUCCUUUGUUCCCUCAUUCCUUCCGGAUAAAUGUCUAAUAGAAAAAAAAAAAAAAAAAAAACGUCGAUGCAUAUUUAACAUAUAUAUGCAGAGACAAUAAUUGAAGAGCCUUUCUGAAGACCAAUUAAGGGUUCGGCUGACAUUUCAUUUAAAAAUAAUGCACAGAAUCAAAUUGUGACUGUGGUUACUGUUGCACCAUUUCAAUCCGA